This is a messenger RNA of Moesziomyces antarcticus, 2541 nucleotides long. RefSeq names its product H+/nucleoside cotransporter. Lineage: Eukaryota; Fungi; Basidiomycota; Ustilaginomycetes; Ustilaginales; Ustilaginaceae. Gene Ontology annotation, cellular component: membrane. Gene Ontology annotation, molecular function: symporter activity; nucleoside transmembrane transporter activity. Gene Ontology annotation, biological process: nucleoside transmembrane transport. The coding region runs from base 1 to 2541 and encodes 846 amino acids. The transcript is spliced from 6 exons. The record is from RefSeq and is a predicted model, not a curated record.
AUGCCAUCUCGCCUGGCAAAGCUGUUCCUUGCGGCGCUCGCUUGCACUUCGUUGCUUCCCGCGCCGCAUUACGGCCGUUGCAAUGCGGGCUUCCCCCUUGAGCGAGCUAUCUUGCCACUUAUCUCGGUUGCGACAGCCACGCUCAAGAGCCCAAGCACAGGCAAAGCCUCCGAGGCGCCUCAUUGGAACGGCGUUCGCAACCUCCACGCUGCUGCGCUUCUGCGCUGCACCGCUGUCUGGCCAGCGAUAAGCUUGCUGCGAUUUCCUGGAUGCGACGGCGCGCAACCCUCCUCCUCGGCAGCUCUUCUCGCGCCACCCAUCAGCAAUGGGCGCCUCGACUCAUUUGGCGACGUGGGAAAAGGCUCAAACAAGCGACGGCCGCCUGCUGAUGACUUUGUGCUGCCUCACCUUUGUGCUUGGAAGGCUCCGGUUCAGGGCUUGUACGACCUCUCACAACCCGGCUGCCUCCUCGCCCGGCGACCGCAAUCGCUCCUGCAUUCGCCUUCGCCACGCCGCUCCAGACCCGCCGUCCCUGGAACUGCGUCCUGUUUCGAGGCCGGUACAGCCCGCCUCAACCGGGCUUGCCUUGCCUCGACUACAUUGGCAAGGCCCCCCCAAAUCCCUAUAUCAUCCAACCUCUUCGCGCUCAUCAUCCCCCAGUGUCACCCCUACCGUGCCCCUUCCCAUCCGGCCCCGCUCCCUCCUCUCCCGGCUCUCCUAUUCUCCGUUACCGUCAUCAUGUCGGCCGGCGCCCCUACCUCCCAGACUCCUCAGCUCGCCAAGGAUGCGGCGCUUGCUGAGGAGCAUGUUGCCACCAGCAACGAAGGCUCCCACCACGAGGCCAACGACGACAAGCUCGGUUACCAGGCUUCCGACCGUGACCUCGAGAGCCACAACGGUCGUCCUCCCGUCGAGGCCAUCGAGCCUCACCCGCAGGGCGAGCCCGGUCGUGCCAGCAAGCUCUGGCACUCCAUCCGAACCCACAAGGCCACCCGCAUCGCCUUUGACUUUGCCCUCAUUGGCCUCAUCCUCGGCUGGUGGCUCCCCGGUAUCAUCCGUGAGGAGACUCGCCACCGAUGGGUGAUCACCACCAUCUGGUCGUGGUUCUUCAUCCUUCUCAUCCUCUUCCACAACGACCGCUACAUUCCCAAGGCUCCUUUCGCCAACGCCAUUGGCGGCGCUUGGACCGCCGGUGUCUCCAAGCCCUGGAGCAUGAUCCCCCACUACGGUCAGAUUGGUCUCGGCUGGCUCGCCCUUCUCGCCCUCUACUUCGGCAGCGCUUUCGGAAUCAAGGAGGUCCCCGAGUCGCGCUACGGCGACCGUGCCCGCUCGCUCUUUGGUCUCUUCCUCAUCAACUGCUUCUUCUACUGCAUCUCGACCCGCCGCGCUGCUAUUAAGCUCCAGCCCGUCAUGACCGGUCUCGGUCUGCAGAUGAUCAUCGGUCUUCUCGUUUUCAAGACGGGCGCCUUCUUCAGCGUCGCCAGGUGGCUCGCUUUCGCUGCCGCUGACCUGCUCGCCCAGGGUCAGGUGGGUGGUGCCGCCUUCUUCUGGGGCGACCUCGCCGGCCAGCACUACUUCUUCAUCGACACGCUCUCGUCCAUCAUCUUCUUCGUAGCGCUCGUCGUGCUGCUCUCGUACCUCGGCAUCAUGUCGUGGGCCAUCCGCAAGUUCGCCUGGUUCUUCUUCAAGCUCAUGGGCAUCUCGGGUGCCGAGGCUGUCGUCGCCGCCGCCUCGCCCUUCAUCGGCCAGGGUGAGAACGCUGUGCUGGUGCAGAGCUUCCUCGACCUCAUGACCAACGCCGAGAUUUUCCAGGUGCUCACCUCGGGCUUCUCCACCAUCGCUGGUUCCGUCUUCCUCGCCUACGUCCAGAUGGGCGUCUCGCCCACCCACCUCAUCACCGCCGCCGUCAUGUCCAUCCCCGCCUCGAUCGCCGCCUCCAAGAUGGUCGUGCCCGAGACCGAGACCCCCGUGACUGCCGGCUCGGUCAACAUCCAGCUCAACGAGAAGGCCGAUGCCGUCGACCCCCUGCACGCCUUCUCCAACGGUGCCUGGCUCGGUGUUCGCGUCGCUGCUCUCAUCUUCUGCAACGUGCUCUGCAUCGUCUCGCUCCUUUACACCGUCAACGGACUGCUCACCUACAUUGGCAACUUCUGGACCAUCAACAACCUCACCCUCACCCUCAUCCUCGGCUACAUCCUCUACCCCUUCUGCUGGUGCAUGGGUGUGCCCAAGAAGGAGCUGCUGCGUGUCUCCGAGCUCCUGGCUACCAAGAUCGUCGCCAACGAGUUCGUCGCCUACAGAAACCUCGCCAAGAUCAAGGUGUCUGCCAACCCUCUGAGCGACCGCUCGGUUCUCAUCAGCAACUUCAUGCUUGCUGGUUUCGGUAACAUUGGCUCGCUCGGUAUCAACAUUGGUGUGCUUUCCGGUCUGGCUCCCAGCCGUGGCGGUGCCAUCGCCCGUCUGGCUCCCCUCUCGCUCGCCACCGGUAUCCUGGUCACUUGCUCCUCGGCCUGCAUUGCAGGUAUCCUUGGCACCAAGUAA